AUGCCAGGAGAAAUCACUACCCCAGAACCAAAUCAAACUGUUCUGACAAAGGGUAAAGGAAAGGCCGUUGAAGAAGAAGAGCAUGUCACAAAAAGCUCUUCAUCAGCAAAAUUGUCUACAAACGAGUAUCAACUAAAAGCGAUUGAAUGGGCUGGUCCGGAAGGCGGGGAAACUCGAAAGUUGAAGAUCAUCACUCAAAAUGAAAAUGGGCCAUGCCCUUUGUUAGCUCUAUGCAACGUUUUGAUUUUACGAGGUUCUAUCGAAAUUAAACCAUACGAUCGUUCAACUGUAACUUAUGACUUCCUUGUAGAAUUACUAGGAGAUUACUUAUUUAAAUUAAUUCCGGACGGAGAAGCCGAGAAAGGAUUACAUCAAUUGACAAUUGACCAACCCUCACAAAAAAGUCAAAGUCAACAAGAGCAUUCAUCCGACCUCAUAAAUGGGAUCGAUGAAAAUCAAGGUGUGGAUGAAAAAACUAAGGAAUGCGGUCAUGAUAGUCAGGAGUUUCAAAGAAAGACCGAAAAUGAUUCUAUCACACAAAUUAAUAAAGUCGCGAGACCAUCCCUACAAGACUAUCAACACACAUUGCACAGCGCCAUAUCAAUUAUUCCUAUAUUACAGUCCGGUUUGGAUGUAAACGUUAGAUUCAAUUCUAUUCACGGAUUUGAACCUACUGCUGAGCUUUCCGUAUUUGAUAUCUUUGGUGUGGAACUAGUUCAUGGUUGGGUGGUUGACCCUCAGGACGAAGAAACAUGGGAAGUUGUAAUUGGAAAGUGUGGCAGUUAUAAUAAAGCAGUAGAGUGUGUUGUAGGUGGAGAUUCUGUGAGUAAGGGUGUCGUUUUGGAGAGCUCAGAUUGUAUUUCUGAUAUGGGUUUCGAUAAAUCUGAGCGAUCCGCAAACGCUAUGGAAAAUGUCAGGGUCAGAGAUGCAUUGAUAACAUCACAAUUUUUGGACGCGUCUAAAACUCAACUUACAUACCAUGGAUUGUUAACGUUGUCUGAAGCUUUACCACCAGGAAAUCUUUGCGUAUUUUUCCGGAAUAAUCAUUUUUCCACGCUAUACAAACAUCCUCAAAAUUCAACUCUAUACAUUCUAGUCACUGAUGCCGGAUUCGUUAAUGAACAUUCAGUUGUAUGGGAAUCGCUUAUUGACGUAGAUCAAAGCGCUUCUGAAUUCGUUAAUGGACAAUUUCGCAAAGGUGAAAUUACUGGUGGUGAUUAUGUUGGCGUGAUGGAUGAUGAAUUACAUGGAGGAGGAGAUCAAGACUAUGCACUUGCCUUAAGUCUCCAACAGCAAGAAGAAGAACGUGAAGCAGAAUUUCGCCGUAAACAACAACAACAGCGCCAGGAAGAUUUGCAACGACAACAGAGACGACAAAAUCGCCAAUAUGACGCCACGUCUCAAACGUCUACUGGUAGUUCAGAAACAUCUGAAAAGGAAAGAAAAAGAGAAAAAAGAACUAGUUGCUUUAUUUCAUGA
Dentiscutata erythropus is the source of this 1479-nucleotide messenger RNA. NCBI's taxonomy places the organism in Eukaryota, Fungi, Glomeromycota, Glomeromycetes, Diversisporales, Gigasporaceae. The record is from the annotation of a GenBank genome assembly.